Oppiella nova is the source of this 261-nucleotide messenger RNA. The record is from the annotation of a GenBank genome assembly. NCBI's taxonomy places the organism in Eukaryota, Metazoa, Arthropoda, Arachnida, Sarcoptiformes, Oppiidae.
AUGCACCGGACUUUCAAUACACAGAUCAGGCCUAUUUUUCAACGCAUAUUCGAGACAUCGAUUUCCCAACACUGGGAUAAUUUAUUAGCCGACUAUUACUAUCAGGUUUAUCAACGAAUUAUCGAUGAGAGUGGCAAAUGUGGCGAUGGAUUACACAACUACUGGUCCCCGACUGAUAUGGACAUACAGGGCGCCUAUCCUUACUAUUAUAAUCCAGUCCAUAAUCCCACGGCAUCUGUCAAUUUCUUGAAGAUAUUUUAA